GCUCCUCGCGGCUUCAACCGGCAACCCCAUUUCCGGCCUACUAGCUGUAUAAAAGGGAGACCCAAACUAUGAAGACCUUCCCGCUCUUGCGACAUUGUACAUUAAUGUGAUAUAUUAAUUGUAGUGUAAAAGAUGACGAGGAAGGUGGCGGCCAUGGAUGCCAAGGAGGCGGAGGAGGUGAUGAGGAGGAACGCCAAGCUGGAGGCGGCGGCGGCGGAGGCGGCGGCGAGGGAGGCGCGGCUGCGGCGGGAGCUGGAGGCGGCGCUGGCGAGGCUGGCGGUGGCGGAGGAGGGGGAGGAGCGGCUGUGCGUGCAGCUCGGCGAGCUGGAGGCGGAGGCGAUGGCGCAGGCCGUCGAGUACCAGCAGCGGGUCAGGGAGCUCUCCGACCGCCUCGCCUUCGUCGACGGCAUCCUCCGGCCGUAGUCCGGCCGCCGCCGCCGCCGCCGCCGCCGGCGGCGGCAUGGAUUGACUGACCACCUGCAGGUUUCAGUGAAUCAUUGCUCGGUAUCGCUAGGGUGUGUGUAUGAUGAAGCAUGUACGGUUUUAAUUUUUUUCCUUCUUUGUUCCGAUGGAGUGAAGAAGUUGUGUGUACUUUGUGUGUUUGUUGUGUUUUGGGCAGUAAAAUUUGUAAAAGUUCUCAAAUUUUAGAGAAAUUUUACACUACAUUAUACUGCUGUAUGUACUACCAUUAUAAAAAAGAACAUGUUUAGAAUUUGCCACUAAAAAGGUAUAUUUAGUAAUUUUUGAUUCA
Molecule: messenger RNA, 751 nt
Organism: Oryza sativa Japonica Group (Japanese rice)
Lineage: Eukaryota; Viridiplantae; Streptophyta; Magnoliopsida; Poales; Poaceae
Product: protein RESPONSE TO LOW SULFUR 3
Biological process (GO): cellular oxidant detoxification
Source: RefSeq, a predicted model, not a curated record